Hermetia illucens (black soldier fly) is the source of this 15225-nucleotide messenger RNA. Its product is annotated as ecdysone receptor. The transcript is spliced from 9 exons. Gene Ontology annotation, biological process: ecdysone receptor signaling pathway; positive regulation of transcription by RNA polymerase II; negative regulation of transcription by RNA polymerase II. The coding region runs from base 2468 to 4429 and encodes 653 amino acids. NCBI's taxonomy places the organism in Eukaryota, Metazoa, Arthropoda, Insecta, Diptera, Stratiomyidae. Gene Ontology annotation, molecular function: ecdysone binding; RNA polymerase II cis-regulatory region sequence-specific DNA binding; nuclear receptor activity. The record is from RefSeq and is a predicted model, not a curated record. Gene Ontology annotation, cellular component: nucleus.
UUCAGUCUCUGAUAGUCGAUAGUCACGCUUACAACAAACCGUGAAUUUUCCGUACUUUUCGUGAAUACUUUGUAACCGUUGUUUUCUAACCUCGGCUGGGAGGAAAUAGUUCUCUUCAAUUUACCAGACCAUUCCCUUGUAUUCCCUCCUCGUCGACGUGAAACUGGAGCAGCGAAGAGGUUCUGUGUUUCUAGGCGAAUGCAUUUAGUAGGUCCAAUUCGAUUCAACAAAACGGCGGGUUAUCGUUGACAACAGAUACGCGAUAGAGUCGUGAAGCUCCCGGUUGGGAGGCUCUUCUCCCGAGGAAGGCAAUCAUAGGAGGAAAACCUGUUUUUCGACACCGCCACUCCAAGAAAGCACUUCAUAGCUAACCCCAACUCGACUCGGGGGGAGCAGUCCGCGCACCUAGAAGCUUCUUUUGCUGGUCGAUUCAGAAAGUGUCGGUAGCUUGUUAUUAUCAUUUUUUAUGCAAAGCUGCCUCUGUACCCUAUUGAGCGCGGUCGCGGUACCGUGGCCGCCGAGGAAAUAGAGACUGCGACUCAUAGGUGCCUCCCUACUAUGCCGCAAGAACAAAACCAUAGUAAUUGAAAGUCAAGUCGAAUGUGAAGUCAGGGUCCAGAGAGGAGCUCUGAGGAGGGAGCGCUGCCCUUGCAUCCGCCUCUUCUCGGCCCCUAGGCCUGGUGCCGGCUUCUUCUGUAGGUGACUUUAGUAACACACAUUUGUUGAAUGUUUUACUUCGCGCUUCACCUCACUUUCGUCGAGCGUAUCUGUUUUCUGCAGUUUUCUGGAUCUCGCCGUGGAAACAGUAUCUGUGCAUGCAUCUCGAGGGCGAAAACGAAGGUUCCGAAGACGCGGCUUAGCAGAAAUAGUUCUUGUUUCCGAUGCGCCGUGAAGGCUAAACUGCAGCUUGUUGCAUCACUGCACUCGUUAGGCGGCCAGUCGGGUUUCGUCAGGACCGUGGAUUCGCUUGGUUCCUGUCCUCCGCGAAAGUUGUGUUUUAUCGGUUAGAGUUGUGUCUCCGUAUUCUGUGCCGUGCCCCCGGUGGGACACUAACUAACCUUGCCUUGGUAAUAUUUCGCGUUUUUUACAGAUUACCGUGUUUAGAUUGCAUAUUGGAUUGGAUGUUUUGUGGGGUGAGUUUUCCCUUUUAAUGUUUGUUUGUUAGAGACCGCCCUGGGGUGGCUGCUCCCCCUUUGAGAGCGUGAUUACCGAACCGGCUAGAAAAGUGAUAGUGGUUCUCCAUAAACCCAAAGUGCAGAGAUCGAAUCAGUCAAGAAGUGAUGAAUAUUUUUCGCUACCCCAUCAAAAACGAUAAUAUUUUGCCCUGCAAAUUGCGCUCAAAUAGUGAACAGAAUUUCGCCGGGACAUUUUCGGUGUGCGGUUCGAUUGUACUCGAUAUUUGAUACUCGGUACUCGGUUUUUUGUUCGUUUUGUAUUGCAAAUGCGUGAAGUGAUUGCAAAUCUGUUGAUUUGAAUUUGAAUUGCUAGAUAAGAUCUUGUAUUGCUUGACUAUCAAGUGUGCGAAAAAGAUGUGUGUUGUCGGGUAGAUGCGUGUGCGUAUUUAAUCGCUUUCUAUAGUGUUGUUGGUGGAGUGACUUCUUUGAUAAGUUUUGCGAUUUGGAUUAUUCUUUGGCUGUUCGAAUAGUCGGCAAGUUGGCGAUUAUUUAUUGAAUGCUAUGGCAGCAAUACCCGUUAUCAAAGGAUUAUCCCAGAAAUGAGUGGAAUUUCAAUUUCGCGACGUCGUUUGCAACAUUUUACAACUGCCAUCUCUUGUGAUUAGUAACUUAAAGAUAUAAAAAUUCAAUAAAUUUAAAUGGAAUAAAGUCGAAACGAAAGUGGGUCGCUCAUUUUAUGGGUUUUUUUAUCAAUGAAAACGCAAUUCCCUCAGAUUCACUAGUCAUGCAAAAAACGAAAGCGGAUAUUAGAUGUUUUUUUCUAUUCGUAGAUUUUAGUGUUGCAAAGUGCUUUUUCGAUGUUUGUUUGUUAGUGCGAUAAGAGGAAGUAUCUGUAAGAAAUUCAUGAAAAAUCUUCAAGUGGAGCAACACCAGUCGCAAAGCCACCAGCUUCUUUCGAGUAUUCGUGCAAUUAUAGUAAUAAAUUCUUUGAUAGGAUAAAAUUUUUGGAUUUUUAUACAGCCAGAUCGAACUUUUUUGGGGCGAACAAGAUUUAUAAGGAUCUUUGGAAACUUUGGUUAAUUAUAAUACCACGGGGUGAAUAAAAGACGGUCAUUCAUCGAAAAGCCGAAGUGUAUUCAUUAAACUGCCCAAGUAUAUGUAUAAACGCGAAUAUCGCACUAAUGAUGAAAAAGCAUAAGAUUAUAUUUAGGGAUGCGAGAGGUUCUUAAGUAGAGCUACUCAUCCCUAAUAUUCAGUAGAAUAAGAUACAUACUCACCAGUCCGUAAAAAUUAGGCAUCCAAAUAUAGCUUACUAAUAAUAUCCUUAAGUGCAAAACACAUUUUGAAGUAAAAUGUCCAACUCAAUGCAUCAGCAAAAUGUCCCAAAUGUGAUUGCCGCGACAAUUAUUGAGCAAUAUAGCGGUCAUCCCCUGUCGCAACAUUCCCUAAGUGGUAUCCCGGCUGGGGGAGGAGGCGGCGGGGGUGGUGCCGGGAGCAGUCGAACUAAUUCCGGGCAGACAAAUGGCCGCGGUUUUCUUGGGCUUCCCGGAAGCAGUAAUGGAAAUAGUGGAAUCGUCAAAAGUUCUACAUCAGCAAUCGGGCAAGAGGACGUAAAAAUGAUAACUGCCAUCAAAACUGAACCAAUGCAAGAUGUUAUAACGAUACAAUCUACGAUAACUGCCACAUCAGCUGGUUCAUCAAAUGGACAUAUUCUUAUACCGGGAAAAAGGCCACGACCGGAAAAUGCCGAUGAUUGGCUGUCAUCGCCUAGUCCGGGUAGUUUACAGAGCUCAGCUCCACCUUUAAGUCCAUCGCCAGGCUCACAAAGUCAUAACUACAAUACAACCAUGUCGAAUGGAUAUAACUCACCAAUGUCAACUGGGAGCUACGAUCCGUACAGUCCAAAUGGAAAAAUGGGUCGUGAAGAUCUAUCACCUUCCAGCAGUCUGAACGGUUAUUCCACAAAUGAUGGUUCCGAUGCGAAAAAAGCGAAAAAGGGACCGGCACCACGUCUGCAAGAAGAAUUGUGUUUGGUGUGUGGUGAUCGGGCAUCCGGCUAUCAUUACAAUGCACUUACCUGUGAAGGCUGUAAAGGAUUUUUUCGGCGGAGCGUUACAAAAAAUGCUGUCUACUGUUGUAAGUUUGGACAUGCCUGCGAAAUGGACAUGUACAUGCGACGAAAAUGUCAGGAGUGUCGACUGAAAAAAUGCCUUGCUGUUGGGAUGCGACCCGAAUGUGUUGUGCCCGAAAAUCAGUGUGCUAUGAAACGAAAAGAAAAGAAAGCGCAGAAGGAGAGAGAUAAGCAACAGACAUCGCCUGCUGUCAGUACAACUGAUAGUAUUCGGAAUGAGGUGUUGGAGAUGAUGACAUGUGAUCCGCCUCCACAUGCGGACAGUGCGUUUUUCUUCCAGCAAUUACUGCCCGAAAAGCUCUUAGCCGAAAAUCGUGCACGAAAUAUACCUCCAUUAACUCAUAAUCAAUUAGCAGUCAUCUAUAAGUUAAUUUGGUACCAGGAUGGUUACGAACAACCAUCAGAAGAGGAUCUUCGACGAAUAAUGACGUCACCGGAUGAAAAUGAAAGUCCACACGAUGUCAGUUUUCGACAUAUAACGGAAAUUACAAUCCUUACAGUACAAUUAAUUGUUGAGUUUGCUAAAGGUCUGCCGGCUUUCACGCGGAUUCCGCAAGAGGACCAAAUUACGUUAUUAAAAGCUUGUUCUAGUGAAGUUAUGAUGUUGCGUAUGGCUCGCCGAUACGAUGCCGCAUCCGAUUCAAUAUUCUUCGCUAACAAUCGAUCUUACACCCGCGACUCAUACAAAAUGGCUGGCAUGGCCGAUAAUAUCGAAGAUCUUCUGCAUUUCUGUCGGCAAAUGUACUCGAUGACGGUGGACAAUGUCGAGUAUGCUUUAAUCACUGCCAUCGUUAUAUUUUCGGAUCGGCCCGGUCUAGAGGAGGCCGAACUCGUUGAAGCGAUACAGAGCUACUAUAUCGACACGUUACGUAUUUACAUCCUGAAUCGACAUGGUGGCGACUCCAAGUCGCUUGUCUUUUUCGCCAAGCUCCUCUCAAUACUGACGGAAUUACGGACGCUUGGAAAUCAAAAUGCGGAAAUGUGCUUCUCGUUGAAGCUGAAGAAUCGCAGAUUGCCAAGAUUUCUGGAAGAGAUCUGGGAUGUGCAUUCCGUUCCGCCCACGGUGCAAUCACAUUUACAGGCCACGCAAGCGCUCAAGGCUGGCCACUGUAGCACUGCAACGACAACCUCUACGACGGACAACGGGAAUAGUGAGAAUGGCGGCGAAAAUACUUCGGCAUAGCAAUAGUAGCAGGGCUCUAACAUGUAGAAUUAAGGAGAGAAUAGAUUUCUUUUUUCAUUUAUGUGUAUUUAAGAUGAAGAUAUACAGAAAUAUAUAUUAUAUAUAAAUUCUAUUAUAUUUCUUGUUUUCUAAAUGAAAUAUAGUUUCGAGGUUACAAGCAUGAAUUCUAGGAUAAUGAUAGACACCCUGGUAUAAAUAUUAUAUAUAAUAUUUGUAUGUAUGUACAUUCUAAUUAUUUUUAAUGCAUACAAUUCACGGAUUAGACACGAAAUUUUAUUAUGUAAAAUGUUAUUAACGAUAUUUUUCUGUUGAUUUUAUAUUUUUUAACUUUACGUUUAAGAUUGCAAGUUAUUUAGAUUCAUUUCUCGUUUUCGACAAUUAGUUACGAAAGGAAUAAUGAAAUUUAUAUUUUCCAGAAAGGAGGAAGUUUAUGAAGACGAUUUAUAAAACGGAAAACAAUAAUUAUAAAUUGAAAAUUAUGGACUGUUGCGUAAGAACAAACUAAAAGUGGGCCUUUACAAUAAUUAACGGAAAGACGAAGUGUUAAAGAUAGUUUUAAAACGAAACGAAAUAAACGUAAACCAUGAUAAAUUUUAUGUAGUGUCUACUGAAUAUAUAUCUAUUUCUUUAGCUUACAAUGAAGUCGUAGCUAUUUCUUUAAUAUAAUCCAAUCGAAAAUGGAGAUAACAUCAAAAAUGUCAGAAAAGCACAACAACACAAUGCCAGAAAGCAACCGCAACAAGACAAAUGAGGCAGAUUUGCAGUUUGUUUCUAAUGUCAUUGUCGUUGGGAAGUAAGCAAAUAAACAACAAAGAAACGCGAGAUAAAUAAACACAUAAAAUUUAGAAUUCAAACUUAACAAAAGCAAACUCUUCGUCUCUUUUACCACAACAUUUUUACCCUAAACGUUAAGAAUUAUAUAUAUACAUAUAUAGAAAUAAUUUCUACAUGUCCUCAUUACUAUUAUGACUACAUUAUUAUAAUUAUUAACUAAAAUACAAAAAAUUGAAAAAUACACUACAAUAAUUAUUAUUAAAUUUAUUGUAAUACGAAUAGACUGAGGAGUCUUUUUUUAAGAAAACAAAAACAGAAAACACAUCGACCGUUAAUUUGAAUUGUUCAGUUCGUUUUGUUUUAACUGUAAAUUAUCAUUUUUUCCCAAUGAAUUCUCAUCUGCAAGAAAGCAUCUUUAUCCAAAUGGAAACAGUACACAAAACUGGCCGAGAGUAAACGCAGAAAGCAAUUGUUUUUUAUAACACGGUGAAAUGUUGAAGAAUAUCAAAUUGUAUAACAAAUGGAAUGAAACUGAUGUACAAAAUUAAGAACUAAAAAGUUAUUAAGUCAACUGGGUUUUGUGUUUCCAUUUUCAAUUGAAAAUGCGACUUCAUAGUCGUUGGGGUUUUUCCUGAAGGUUUUUUUGUUUAAAGUAUUUGCCGAUGGAUCAGUGGAUGGGAGCGGCAACGUCUUUUGUUUGCUGGUCCAUUGGUUUUCGGUUGGAUGGCAUUUAUUCCGGGUAUACGAGAUCCAAUAGUUUUCCAUGCUUUUAACGCAAUUUCGAUAGCCUCGAAAAGUGAGAAUGGAACCACAAAAUGUUUAGUGCCACUGUACAAUAUUACGAAAACAUUGAAUAAACCUCUCUACUGUAUCUGAAUGAAAAAUGCCGUUUUAUGACAAAAGAUUUCAACAAUAAUAAAUAGUAAUCCAUGAAACAUGAAAACCUGUCCCGAGAACGUAUAAAAGUAUUUAUUUUUUCAUUACAAAACAAAAACGAAAAACAUGCAAAAAAAGUAAAACAAAAAAGAUACAAAUAACAAUAAUGAAGAGCAAAUAAGAAAUACCAGGAGAAAAAAAUAUACAAAACAAAAUUUAUAAUAGUUAUAAAGGCUCCUUAUCGUUUGGCUGUGACUGUUAUUAGGAAGCUAAUUAAUUUUACAUAGAAACGUAGUAAUUACGGAAAUAUAUAUAAAUAUGGAGAAAAUCUUUAUUAUAUAUUAUGAUUAAAUAUGGUAAGGACAAAAGUAUAUAUAUAACCUCUGCGGAGAAUGAUAAAGAAAACACUACAUUAAUUCUAUCACUACGAGAAGGAAAAUGAGAAAAACAUACAUAAUAAAUUUACAUCAGCAUAAGAAAACAUACAACCCUCAUAAUAUAAAUAUAUAACGAUAGAAAGAAGAAGAAAAAGAUGAAAAACACCCUUACGUACUAUAUUAUAACAUUAAUAAUCAUUACAAAGUCGAACGUGCAUGAUCUGAAUGAAUUUGGACAGUGUGAGCAUUACGUAUGUAUAAAGGUAACAAUGAUCGAAACAGAUCCCAUUUUGUUUUCCACCCAAUUUUACUGUUUAUUCCGUGAAAGAAGUGUAGAUUGUCGAAAAAAAGAGAGAUCGAAAUAAGAAAAUUUAAAACCAUUUUCAUAUACACUCAAAAUGUUGGAGGUUGAAAUGAUGAUAUCUGGUCAACGCUAGAAUGCAAUUUGAAAUGUUUGUGGAGUGAGUACAAGGAAUUAGUGAUUUAAUGGAAACAAAUGCAAAACUAAAUGAAGCUUAGUUGUUAAUUUAUUUUCUAGGAAUGUGUGCAAAUAGAAUGGAAAGUAAUUUUCGAAAUUGUUUAGUCGUGUUACUAUGUCAGGAGAAGGACGUUUUUGUUGGUUUGAAGCGUGGCGCAAUAGUGUAUGUUCGGUGUGAUGGUUUUCUAUUUGCAGGGCUCGAGGGUUGUGCCUUCUGGCUGAGUUACAUAAGAGAAACGACGAUGAUAAAUUGCGCUUGUUGCAAGUUUGUGUUUUACUUUUUUUAUUCAGAUUGGUUGGCUAUUUAAAUUUUUACUGGUUCCAUGAAGAUUUCAAAACAUGUUAUGCUAUCCUUUCCAAUUUAGUUAUCAGAAACUUUUGUCUGCAUCUUCUUCACUUAGAAAUGAAUGUGUUAAAGCGUAGUACACAGUUAAUCUUCGAAGUGGAAUUGUAGAUAAAAUUUGAACAUAUUGGAAUUUUGGACCUUCUCAACCGCAAAUUACCGGUUAGUAACGUGAGUAAAAAUUACAAAUAUUGAGUUGACAACCAAGUAAAUGCAGAUUUUUAAAAUUAUAAACUUAUUUUGGGCUUAUUCAAACUAAAUUCAGUUUUAGCAAAUUUUGCUGGAUAAUUUAUGUCCAUCUUUCAGAUAACAUAAUGUCGUAUACUUCCUGAUCCCAUAACCUUAAACGGGGUUUUGCUUAUCUGUAAUUAAAUGGACAGCCAAUUUAGCUCAAGGCGGAGGAAGUUUUGUAGGCCUUGCUUUGCCUUUGCCCUGGGAAAAGUAUAAGAAUCUAGCGAGCAACUGUUUUUAACUCCCAAUAAAGAUCAAAUUGUGAGCAGACGCCAAUUAUUCAAAUAAAGUUCACUUACAGUUCAAUUUUGUUUAGGGAUAAAAGUUCUCGAAGGUUUUGUUUAUGUUAAAUGAUAUCGACUGUCCACUAACUUACCGAAAUGUGCAUGUAUUACCUUUAAUAGCAUCGAUUAGAUGGGGCGCGAUACUCCUUACUUUACUUUAUGAGGCAACAUCAACAUGCGGCAGCUAAACUCAGCUAUAAUGGGGAUAAGGAAACGAUUUUGCAUAUAAAAUAAGCACCUAAGGCUCUAGAAUAUUUCGCAGAAUAUCUUUUCGGUGUACUUUUUACAGCAUGGCAAUCCUGACUCUUUUAACUUCCAUUUCAAAACCGGGGUCAUCUAUUCAUUUCAUUUCCUGCGUAGGAAAGGUACAAGAUUUGCUCAGAUUUUAAAACGUGUGUCAGCCACUCCUAAGUAAUCUUAAUAUUUUUCGGUCGCCUUUUUAAUUAAAUUCUUCGUCAGUUCAUUGGCGAAUUCCCAAAUAUUCUGUUUAUGUAAUGUGACAUUCAAAGCGAAAAUUUCCUCCUUUCCUCCUCAAAAAAAUUUAAAAUCCUGUAAUGAUCCACGGCAUGCAGGUGAAUAAUUUAGAAAAAAUGCCCUUUAUGCUUCUUGUCAAAUUUAAGAAAAUAGGAAAAUAACGGUGUGGCAAGGCUUUGGUAAACUUUCAACUAACUGCCUGAUAUACAGGAAAAGAAUGCCAUAUUUCGUUAAUGAUUCGUGAAUGUUGCUCCAAUUUAAAUACAUGCUUGUUUCGCAGGUUCGUACUUCAUAAUACAGUAAACAGUUUAGAUUGGGUUAAUAUUGGAAGAUUGAGGCGAUUAGUCCGUCCUAACAAUGUCAUUUGUCUCCCCUCAGGCUUUGCAGAGCUUACUACAGAGUUUCGAAUCACUGUCCUCGUAUAAAAUCUGGAGCAAACAUCUUGUUUACGAAUUCGAAAACGUUCUCUGUGUACAUCUUUACAUUUUUUUCUGCAAUUUUAUUGGAAAUUUAACAAUGCACUGGUUGAACAAAUAGUCAUGGAAAGACUACUUCUCGAUCCCAACCUAAAAAUUCGCUUCAGCUGAAAGAAAAAUGUUUGAAUCAAUCGCGAUCAAUGCUUGCACUACUCACCUCUUGCAUCUAACGUCUUAUCGUCCAUGAAUCGGUGUGAAAUAUUCGUUUCAUAUAAGUACUGCCUAAUUGUAUUGAUUCUGAUAUCUAGUCUUUUCCUAGCUAAUUUUAUCUUGGCUUCUCGCAGUAGAAAUUGGGUUUCGCUCGUAAAGCUCGACGAUUGCUCUGUCUUGUUUGCUCGUGGUCAUCCACGUUUUAACUAGGUUGUGCUAGUCAUCGACGUUCUUCCACAAUUCUGUUGCUUCACCAACUUUUGAAUGACGUUUUUUGAUAAAAAUGUUGGUCCUAUUUCAAAGGAUACUUAAAUGAACUUCCCGUGACAGUGGUAGCCAGUUGAAAAUGAGUUUGGAAAACAACGACAUGCAAAUAUUUUUCUAAAAGAGCGGCAAAGCUGCUGAAGAUUCGUUUUCUUUAUAGCUUUUGUUUGGUGUAGGAGGGUUUGGUGAGGCACCGUCUGACGAUUUGCCUUUGCCCUGGUAAGAAACUGUAAAGCCGUCUUCAGUUUUCCUGCAAAUUUUGACUAAUUGACCGUAAACGCAGCCCCCAAAGAUUGAUUGAUGAUGAUUUCAAAUUAUCGACAUAGAAAUGUUCACAGUUGGUAACAUGCGAAAUAUUCAGUCUUUUGAAUUUCGAUUUGAGUUAUCUUUGGCUCAAGAACAAGCCAGGGUUCUGCGAAAACAAGUCAUUCCCCUUUUUCAGUCACUUUCCCUAUCGACUGGUGAUCAGGAAGGUGUGUCAUAUUUUUCGAUUGUUUAAGCUAUUCAUGUUCUUCUUUGGUUCUCUUGGGAGAGUGCAAAGACACACGACCUCGAAACGUUCGGCGUACGUGGCGCUCAUCGCGGUUUUUUGUAAUUCUUUCACGAACGGUUGAGAUGCGACAGUUUUUACCUUACACUGUAGUGGGUUUGAAGCGUCUGAAUUGGAUUUCUCACUUCUUUGGGCCACAAGUCGUUGCUCAGCAUGCCAGGUUACUGCUGCUUCAAGUUCCCUUUUAGUCAUGAAAAUACUGCUUGCUAGCUAUAUAAAUUCUUUUCUUUUUAUCUAAUUGAUGCAUGGAAAUGUUCCUUAAAUUCAGUUCUUUCAUUUUUGUCGUGCCGAUCUGAAUCGAUUUUAUCAUCGUUGGGUUCACCAAGGCGGCUAAAAUAUUGUCAAUUUUGACUGAGAUCUACUCCAAAUUAUGAUACUUUGCAUUAGUCUUCAUUAAGAUCAUGUUUUAUUGGGCAUUCCGCUUUGCUUGCAUCAAUUUUUUUUCCAAAUUUGAGGCACCAACUUUUGAUAUCGUUCAAAAGUUGUUUACAUGUUUAUGAUUCAAAAAACUGUCCAUCCCUAGCUUCCGGGCAACGUUACCUCUUUUGUUGUGACCCACGAAAUGAUCCAAUUUUUUACUUCGUUGUAAGGGUGAAAGUGCUGGUCUACCAGUUCGUAUUCUGUUGUAAAAUCCCUUUGUCCAAUGGUCGGUUCACAUACAUCGAUUGUAUUCGACGUUGACCGCCUAUGUUUACUACUCAGUUUUAAUAGCUUAUAAUAACCUGACUUGGUUGUUGAAACUCCCAAAAACAAAGAACGUCCUUGGUCGUGAAGCACAGCAGUUGUCCAUAAUCAAAUAAAUAUGUACAACAUUUUUCUUCUUUAACUUGUCCGGCGCCAAUUUUUGCUUUUGAAUCAUUCCCAUAGCAUUCAGUACUUUUUAAACCACUCUCAAUGGUCGUGCCACGAGCCUGAUCAAGUAUUGCGUCAAAUUUUGCAACUUUGAAACCUUUCUCUUUUCUGUUAUGCCGUUGAAGCGUUGAAAAUAUUUACUAGUUUUUUCACUAAUAGUGAAUAGAAUUCAAUUUCAGUCACACUUUUAUUCAUAUGACAUUUAUGACCUAUUUAGUUUGACUACCAUUUAGUCCUAAAUCCAUCUAUUAGAAAAUGACGGACAGAAAGUUAUCCUCCUAGACACUGACCGUGCGCCUUUCAUGUCAAUGCUUAUUUGGGGAAGCAGUUAUCUCCCACUGAUCAUUGAAUUUUUUGUUAAUUUGAUGAUUUUUUUUUCCCCGUAAUAUUUUAAAUACGAAUGCAUGUACGCUUUUUAGAAGCGGGCCAAGUAACGUUCAGCCUUUAUUCCGCUCAAAAGUGAGGUCGGCCCGGCCAUUUUACUCGGUCAUGCGCCUGAUCUGGAUGGAGUUGAGAGGCUCUUAAAUCACUAUCUAGCAUAUCAAGCCAACGUUGUUUUGGCCGGCCGAGCACUUUAUAGAUGUUAAAUUUCUUUGUGUUGGUCAUAUUUCUGGGUUCUUCAUAGAGAAAAUCGGUCCCGACACUUUAUUUGUUGCGCUAAUACAGCAUAUGAUGUCAUGUUUGUACUCCUAUUUUGGUUUUGACGGACAGAGGUAUUGGUGAAAUUCUCUUCCAAGACACAAGUUUGUCCAAGCGGUAACUUCGUUCGGCAAUUUAAAAAUACUCAUUUGUAAGGAGAUCUUUGACGAAAUUCACUAACAAUAUCUUCAUGAAUUUAGUGAAAACUUAUUCUCUCAAUCAACUCAAACUACAAAAUGACAACGGAUGGAUAUUUUGAGGCCCUGGAACAUGAACCCAUUGACUUUGACCCUUUUCGUAUAAGCUUCCGAAUUUUUAUAUAGAUGACGGGUUCUGUUUCGUCAUAUAAUUGGUAUAGCUCACUGUUGUGUUUCGUUUGCCAUUCGCCCCCCUCACAGGAUCUUCGAUCUUCCUGCGAAUUUUUAUAUAACCGUCGUUUAUUUGAUCAAAUAUGCUUAUUAAGGAGUUUCUAUAUUCUUCAGUUCAUGUGGCUAUCUAGGAAGCACGUUAAUUGUCAGUUGGAUCUAUUCCGACGACGUGAAUUGUGCACGGUCCAAUGUAAUGUUUUUAUUAUGCAUUCUAUGCUUUCCAGUUUUGCGCGAUGAACCAUUUUUUUUUCUCUAUUCAUUUUUGCAUUAAAGUUUACUAGAGCCUUUAUUCAAUUAUUUAAGGGUAAUGAAUCCUUUAAGGGUGCUGUAAAAAGCAGGGUUUAUAAGUUUGGAGCCAUUUCUUCGGGUUGUGAUUUGUGCCCGAAUCUUUCGAUUGUAUUCCAAUGUUUCCACUUUAGAACUCCCUAUUUCAGAUAUUUUUGACGGCCUUUUGCUUUUUUCCAGCAAGUUUCAUUUUCCUGGAGUACUGGGAUCUGCCCGUUUUUGUGACAAAUCGUCAAAAUAAAAUUUAAUCACUUUCAUUUGCAAUAUUUCCCUGUUAAAAGAAUACCACACAUAGACGUACUAGUGCGUGUCCGAUGUUCCGCUUCUUUCUGACUCUUUGCAGUGGUAGGUGGUCGCCAUUUAAGUUCCUGAAAGAUCACGCACUCGUGGGUUUCAUUCUUGACGCUCUUCUUUUCCAUAUUUGAAUUUUCAAGUAAAAAAGCUAAAAUUAACUCAGUUAGCGAUUAGAGUUCAAACAAUCACACCUAUUUUACAUUUUCAUCAGUUCGGGAGGUUGUUUGAUGUUCAUUGACCCUCUGGAAGCUCGAAGGCGGUUGUGGUUCGACGCAUUCUGGAACUAACUACUUUAUCUAGCCCAUCAAGCUUAUUUAUCAAACACAUCCUGCUUUAUGCCUUAUUUUUGAUUGAAACAUUUAUUUAACUGUAAUCAUUAAGCAAACUAUUUAAAAUUAUCCUUCUGAUUUGGAUUAUUAUAGUCUGCAGAUGCAGAUCUAGCGAGCGCACUGUAUCGAGUUUGUUUAUAUUGUCUGUGGCUUUGUUUUGUUACUCUCAUUUCCAAGCUUUUUUUCGGGCAUUGCUACCAUUAAAUGAAGUUAGUGUUCUACCAGAAAUACGCAAAUACCUAGUUGACAACUCAAUAUCUGUAGAAAUUAUCUUAUUUUAUUAGCCGAGUGAAGUAAUACUCAACUUCCCCGAUACCCUUGGGUGCUGCGAACCCUCCAUUCCCAAUGGUCCAUCGCGCAUUAAAAAAAAUGAUUGUAAAAUGCUCUAAUAUAAUAGUAAAUGUCAUCAACAACCAUUAGAACAUCGCGAUGCAUUGCACGCCAUAAAGAAGGCCAAUUUUCCGAGCCAAAACCUGUAUUCAAGCGCUCAUCGAAAUUAUUUCUUAAUAAGUUCAUUGUUUCUUGCCCUGUAUCGCAAGCAGUGCCAUCUUUUUGAAACAAAAAGCUCACUAAGAUCACGGGCUUUAACGUCAGGUAUCAAGUAAUCCGUUAUCAUGGAUCGAGAGUGGUCACCAUUGACAAUUAUGUUUUCUCCGACCUGGUGGGAUUUUUUUCCAGAGCUCAUUCGCUGAAGAUAGCCGGAUGAGUUUAAUUUUGUAAACCUUAAGGCCAAGAUCCUUACGUAAAUUGCCCAAAGUUGUUGAAUAGGAUAAGCCGAGCUGUUGAGGUCGGCGCCAAAUCGAUUCAUCACGGUCUUGGGAUAAACUUUCGACUGUUAUCGUUAUAUUUUACAUAAUCAGUUGGGUAUAAUCGAAUAAUGUCCAACUUGCGGAUGCUGUUGGCAAUAGUAGGUUCGUAAGGUCAAUGAUGUACACUAUAAAUACCCCUUAAAGGGCAAGAAAAAGACUUAACUGAACGCUGAUUUUCGUAGUGCAGCUGAACAAUUUGUAGUCAAUGACAUGGUCCAUCCUAAAAAAGAACCAAAUAAAUCAUUCAUUGCAAGCAUCCCUCACAGCGCAUACUUACACGCCACAAACAACAAGGACUAAAUAAUUCUCAAGCAUCUUAACCCAUGUAUUUGCAUUCUGUUGUGUUUUUGCCAGCUGGAAAAUGAAUAUAGAAUUUCUGUAAAAAUGAGGAGACAAUUUUAAACUAACCAGAGCACACUUGAGCAUGUAAUUAUGAUCCAGACAAAAGUCCAUUCAAACCAAAAUGAGAAUAUGAAAACAAUAGUUGCAACACUCUUUCAUAAACAUUCAUACCCACACAAACACACUCAUUAAUUGAUUAUUUUCUGUAUAGUGAAUGUUAAUUAUAUUAAUUAAUUGAACUAUCAUUGAGACCGCUUUUGAAUGAGAGCCUCUACAUCCGCUUAGAUACUAACCCGAACAGAUGAAAACAACAGCAACAACACUUGAAAUUAAGAUGUAACGAAGCAAACCAUACAUACACAGACACACACUUGAAUGAAAGAAUACAAGAUAUAUGAUAGAGAUGAUGAGUUUUUUUUUAAAAAUUGUGGAAUCUUUUUUUUUAUUAUUAUUUUUGUUUGUUUUUAAGAAGAAGAAUUGAAAAACUAUUCUAAUUUUUCUGGUGCAAUGGUAAUUUUAUAUGUAAAAUAAUUCCUUUUUUAGUUUUUAGUAUGUUAAAUGUACUGCGAUUAAAACGUAAUAAAAUAAUGUAGAUAUUUAUUUGCAUAUGGAGGAGAUUUUUUUAAUUGGUGGUUUUUAACCAGCUGAUGAAUUACCUCUACAUAUUUCAGUUUUAAGGGGAUAUCUCGUUCAUGUUCGAAUUUUAUCGUGGAGCUAGCCACGUAUUGAUCGUAGAGCAAAUGAGAAAGUGUAGAUUUCCCGAAUAUUAUGUACGUUUUUUGUUAAUAAGAGCUUGGAAGUAAGCUGUCAUUUUUUUAAAAAGAAAAUAAAAUAACUGAUUUUUACUUAGUGAAAUGAAGGAUUUUAUUGAUGUAGUGAAUCGCUUCGGUCUGUGAAGUGACACAGGAUUGAAGGCAAAAGAUCAUUCUGUUUUCACAGAAGAGUCUCAACUCUAAUUUUCCUUAGAUCCUUGAUGCGGUUAUCUAACAUUAUUUACUUUUAUUGGAAUAUUUCAUCGGUGCCUGCACCGUUCCUUUUGUGAAAUAUUCGUGGCAUGCUGUGCCAACCCUCAUUCCUUCAAAACCAUUUUAGAGUACAUAUUGAAACGUAAUAAAAAAAAUUAAAAAUUUUAAAUUUUUACCAAUUAAAUAAAAACUGCGCUGAUAGUAUAAUAAAUUGGAUGACUCAACUAAAAUGUAAGGAGAAGAAAAACAGCGAAAAUUUCCGGUUGUGCCUUCGCUUAAGACUAUUCGACAUUUGAAAAUUUCCUUCGCCUUCAAAUAUAAAUCCUUGUCACAGCCACUUCAAAGAAGCUUUCGAACGAAUAGGAACAGGUAACGUACCACAAACAACGAACUUUUUUAAAUUCGAUCACUAACCCCAUUUUACUAACACGUGGAAUGCUGUUCCUUAGAAUAAAAGAAAAACAAACGAAAUGAACUAAACUGUCAAUAUCCCUUUAAAAUUAUUAAUGAAAGUCAAUUGAGAAUUUAUUUAACGUACCAAUAUUGACACUCAUACGAAACUAUAUUUGUAACUUUACCAUUUGCAACAAAAUACUUUCGAUUAACCUAACAUUUUAGACUGAUUUACAAAAAAAA